UGCUCCUUCUCUUCAACUAACCAACACUCUCCUUCUUAACUGAAAAACUACAACUACAAAAUAGCUUAAACAACCGAAAUUUCGGAGAAGAGAAGAAAACCGAAACAUUCAAAUUACAAGCCGAGCCAAUAUGGUAUGCUUUUGUUUUCUGGUGGAUCAGACACGUAAAGUGCGUAGAAGCAAGCCGGCAGCUGGGAUUUGCUCGAGGUGUGGCGGUGGAGCGAGCGUAGCUGACAUGAAAACAGCCACCAGGUUCUGCCACGUUCCAUUUUAUUGGAAAUCUUGGAGAGCGAUUAUCUGUACUUUCUGCGGCGCCAUUCUUCGAUCUUAUCGAUAGUUUUGGACGGUGCAUAUGUGAGCUUGAAAGACCAGAGAUCAUAUAUGUUGAAGGGCUUCAAAAUUAAAAUCUUAAACCCCCGAGUCGCAGCCGAGACUUUCCAUCUUUUCGGGGGUUUCUGAAUCCGGCCGCUAGAGUUAUUAUGACAUAUAAAUGCUGAUUAUAACUCGAAUUUAUUAUGAAAA
Messenger RNA from Pistacia vera, 522 nucleotides. RefSeq lists its product as uncharacterized. The transcript has a single exon. The coding region runs from base 131 to 337 and encodes 68 amino acids. NCBI's taxonomy places the organism in Eukaryota, Viridiplantae, Streptophyta, Magnoliopsida, Sapindales, Anacardiaceae. The record is from RefSeq and is a predicted model, not a curated record.